This is a messenger RNA of Salvia hispanica, 546 nucleotides long. Its product is annotated as agamous-like MADS-box protein AGL61. Gene Ontology annotation, molecular function: RNA polymerase II cis-regulatory region sequence-specific DNA binding; protein dimerization activity; DNA-binding transcription factor activity, RNA polymerase II-specific. Lineage: Eukaryota; Viridiplantae; Streptophyta; Magnoliopsida; Lamiales; Lamiaceae. The record is from RefSeq and is a predicted model, not a curated record. Gene Ontology annotation, biological process: regulation of transcription by RNA polymerase II.
AUGGAAAAUCCUCAGAAAAAAACUCUGGGUAAAAGGAAGAUUGCAAUCAAAAAAAUCGAGAAGAAAAGCAGUCUUCAAGUUGCCUUUUCCAAGCGCCGCGGCGGCCUAUUCCGCAAAGCCACCGAGCUCUCCGUCUUGUGCGGCGUCGAGAUCGCUAUUCUGGUGAAAUCUCCUGCCGGCAAACUCUACUCGUUCGGCCAUCCCUCCGUCGAGGCUCUCAUCAACCGCGCGGCCCCCUCUCCGGCAGUGAAGAGGAGAUUGCCUUACGGCAACGAUGAUCGUCUGCAACUCCACCAAUUGGAGCAAUUGCUCAACUCCUUGGAGCAAAAGGUUGAACAAAAUCCCAACAAUUGUGGCCUUCCAUUGUCAAUUCAUGAAGAGCCAGAUAAGUUUGUGAUGGAUGCAGCCCCACCAUUGUCACUUCAACACCUCAUCGCAGCAGAUCAUGACUUUGUGAUCGAAACGGAUACCUUUUGUGAUGAUGAACAAGCUCAAUUGGCUUCUUUAGUUGAUUACCAGAAUUACUAUCACAUUUUAGGAGCCUAA